AUGAUGGAGGGGAGCGCCAUGGGAGACUUCGCCAAUCGACUCAAACUGGAGUUCGAAGACCAGGACUCCGAGGCCAGUGAGGGCGACGAGUGUCAAGACUGGUUUGUCAAUGAUUCACCUAAGCGUAAUAUUGCACCCCGUAUGGAUGACGAGUCAUCUCCCAAGCGUGAUCGUACUAGAGACGCAACAGUUCCACCAAGAACAACGCGAUCGGUUAGCAGUCGGCCCCAGGCAGUAGCGAAAGUGUCCGACACAAAACCACUAGCUGACGAGGACUACGAAGACUGUGACGCGUGCAGUGGCCCGAUGGCAUUUUUACACCACACGCCACCAACGUUCUCCAUUCUAGUGAUGGAGUUUGGAUCGGGAGUUGACGUUCCUCGCUACGGGACGAAGUUUUUCCGGAUCUACAUCCCGCAGGUUCACAAUAAUCAGAAGGAGUUUUGUAUUUUUGCAAGGAAGCGACUAGGCAAGUACAAAUAUCGAUUCAGUUUGGACGAGAAAUUCACGACGAGCUGGACGGACUCUUUGUACGAUGGUCGAGUGCUCAUGACGUCGUCUGUAGACACGAAGCGCUUUCGACUCUUGGCCGCCAAGUCAGCGGGUCGAGUUCAUUAUGACAUUAAGCAGGAGACGAGAAAGCAGGAGCUGAGUGUUCGGCUGAACUCCUCGUCCACUCGAUUCAACUUCUUCCGAGCACGCGCCGCGUCUGUUGAUAACAAGAGCGAGGUCUACCGCUCCAACAUUCAGAAAUUCAUUAAUCCGAUGGCGGACGUUCGGUGCUCGAAAACCAACUACACUUUAUUCAAGAUGGAGAAAGAGGGCGAAGUGGGUGCGCAGAAGUACGUCAUCUCGUACAUGCAACCUUUUUCACUUUUCCUCAGCUGCUGUAUCGCUGUGGGCGUCGAAGCGCAUCUACUGGAGUGA
Phytophthora infestans T30-4 is the source of this 927-nucleotide messenger RNA. RefSeq lists its product as uncharacterized. NCBI's taxonomy places the organism in Eukaryota, Oomycota, Peronosporomycetes, Peronosporales, Peronosporaceae. Bases 1 to 927 code for a protein of 308 amino acids. The transcript is spliced from 8 exons. The record is from RefSeq and is a predicted model, not a curated record.